Molecule: messenger RNA, 795 nt
Organism: Leptosia nina
Lineage: Eukaryota; Metazoa; Arthropoda; Insecta; Lepidoptera; Pieridae
Source: the annotation of a GenBank genome assembly
AUGAUGUGGUCCACUGUCUUUACCAUUAUUUUGUUUUCUGGGGCAGCUGUGGGUAGAACUCUUCACGGUGGACGCAUUGUCAACGGAAACAAUACGAGGAUAGAAAAUUACCCAUUCUUGGUCCAAGUCGAUGUCUUCCAGUCGUAUGGUGAUUGGUGGCCCAGCUGUUCGGCCAAUAUUUUAAAGGUCAACUGGCUUUUGUCUGCUGCACAUUGCUUCGAGGGAAGAGAUUACAAACCAGAACACAGGAGAAUCAGAGCUGGAACCACUUUCAAGGGUACAGGUGGAGUGAUCCGUUAUGUUGAUUACGACAUAAAACAUCCAGACUACCGCGUCGCUGCGAGAUACGACGCAGACAUCAAUGUGGUGAAACUCCUGGAACCGCUGCUGUACAGCCCCGUCAUACAGAAGGCAACCAUAAAUGUCGCUGGAAACCAUUUACCUAAUAACAUACCCGUAAUAUACGCUGGCUGGGGCAGGACAGAUUUCUUCGGAGGUCAACCUUACAUCCUUCAGCACGUGUCUGUUUACACAGUGGACAACGCAAUGUGCGCUGAAUACUAUCGCAAGCAUAAUAGAAGUGAUUAUACGGUCACACCCAACAUGAUCUGCGCUGGUUUAUGGGAAGAGGGUGGAAAAGACGCUUGCACUGGUGAUUCUGGUGGGCCGUUAUAUACCGGAGGCGUCGUCGUCGGUAUUGUGUCGUGGGGUCAUCUAUGCGCGGAGCCCUUCAACCCUGGCGUUGCGACCGACGUUGCUUCUUACACUGACUGGAUCGUAAAAACUGCUCGAUGA